AUGCCAUCCCAGAAAAGACCCCCACCGAGUCGCUCUCCAAGCCCAACGCGACGACCACCGCCUCCAUCCCCACCCCCUCCAACAACAUCAGACCCCACCGACAAAGCCAGCGAAACCGACAAAGACAACACCAAACAAGAAGAAGGCGAAGUCUCCCCAAGACCAGCGCCGGGGCAUGGCUACACCCUCGCAGACAUGACCUACCCGCCCUUCGACGUGAUGCUGCACCCGAUCGGCGCGCGGACGGAGACGGUGAACCUGAUCUUCCGCCGCGUGACCCCGUUCUUCCGCUGGGAGGACGCGGUGCCGGACCUGCUCGCGUGCAUCCAGGAGCAGCGGGAGCUCCGGCCGCACGCCGCGCCCUUCGGCGGCUCGAUCUACUGCGAGGGCCUGAUCCGGUACUUCCUGGAGGUGCCCCCGACGAUGCCCGGGAGCGGGUCGUACCUCUUGCGGUUCCACCAUUGGGGCCACACGGUGUUCGACACCGAGUCGACGGACGCGACGGUGGCGUGGAUGAGCACGAUUCCGCUGAAUCCCUCGUUCGAGGAGGAGUGGGCGCCAGAGAUUUUGACGUUUCUCUUGGCGUGUGCCCUGAUCACGGUGCGGAGGGGCUGGGUGCGGGAUUAUCGGGAGAGGAAGAAGAAGUAA
Molecule: messenger RNA, 648 nt
Organism: Aspergillus uvarum CBS 121591
Lineage: Eukaryota; Fungi; Ascomycota; Eurotiomycetes; Eurotiales; Aspergillaceae
Exons: 1
Coding region: 1-648 (215 amino acids)
Source: RefSeq, a predicted model, not a curated record